Molecule: messenger RNA, 204 nt
Organism: Ilex paraguariensis (yerba mate)
Lineage: Eukaryota; Viridiplantae; Streptophyta; Magnoliopsida; Aquifoliales; Aquifoliaceae
Source: the annotation of a GenBank genome assembly
CAGCUAUUCUCUACCUCCCGCCCAAACCCAGUCACUUCCUCUCAAACCCAGUCACUUCCUCUGUCAUGGCUCAUGGCUCAACACUACCCAGAAACCUUACAUUGCUACCCACACCCCUCUCAUUCCUCUACCAUGGCUCAGCGGUAGCACGCAACGGCGAUCAACACAGCGGCACACAGUAGAGGCUCACCAAGCUCAGCCUAG